CCAGCGCUCCGUAGAAUAAAGAUAAUCAGCUAAGGAAGUAGUGUAGGUUCCGAUCUCCAUUGUGCAUUUUUCCAGUUUUUAAAAGCAUUUACUUGCAUCGAACAUAUCGUUGUAAUCUUUGGUAGCCAAAAAUAGCAUUAAAUAAGCUUCAGGGGUAAAAGGGAGAGUUUAUGAUGGACAGCAAAGGCAGACAUGUAAUCGUUUGUGACAACGGUACCGGGUUCGUCAAGUGUGGCUAUGCCGGUAGCAAUUUUCCUGCGCACAUAUUUCCAUCGAUGGUGGGAAGGCCCAUCAUUCGGGCCGUUAAUAAAAUAGGCGAGAUCGAAGUGAAGGAAUUCGAAGCUACUAGCACAUUAUCAGAUCUCAUGGUCGGCGAUGAAGCGUCCCAACUCCGAUCACUGCUGGAAGUGUCUUAUCCAAUGGAAAAUGGUGUGGUGCGCAAUUGGGAGGAUAUGUGCCACGUAUGGGACUACACGUUCGGAGCGAAAAAGAUGAACAUCGAGCCGCCAAAUACGAAAAUAUUGCUGACGGAACCACCGAUGAAUCCAACCAAAAACCGAGAGAAAAUGAUCGAGGUGAUGUUCGAGAAAUACGGAUUCGAUUCGGCAUACAUCGCAAUCCAGGCGGUGCUAACUCUAUACGCGCAGGGCCUGAUAAGUGGUGUGGUGAUUGAUUCCGGUGACGGUGUUACACACAUCUGCCCAGUGUAUGAAGAAUUUGCGUUGCCUCAUUUGACGAGGCGACUCGACAUUGCUGGGCGUGAUAUUACGCGGUACUUGAUUAAGCUAUUGUUACUACGAGGCUAUGCUUUCAAUCAUUCAGCAGACUUUGAAACAGUGCGGAUGAUGAAAGAGAAGCUCUGUUACAUAGGAUACGACAUCGAAAUGGAACAGCGGCUCGCACUUGAAACGACGGUGUUGGUCGAGUCGUACACGUUGCCUGAUGGACGAAUGAUAAAGGUGGGCGGGGAAAGGUUCGAGGCUCCGGAAGCCCUCUUUCAGCCGCACCUGAUCAAUGUCGAAGGGCAAGGCAUUGCUGAAUUGGUUUUCUCAACGAUCCAGGCUGCCGACAUCGAUAUGCGAUCAGAGCUCUAUAAACACAUUGUUUUGUCGGGAGGUUCCACCAUGUAUCCCGGAUUACCAAGCAGGCUUGAACGCGAAAUCAAGCAGCUAUAUCUCGAGCGGGUUCUUAGGAACGACAUCGACAAACUAUCAAAGUUCAAGAUUCGCAUCGAAGAUCCGCCCAGGCGAAAAGAUAUGGUUUUCAUCGGUGGUGCUGUGCUGGCUGAAGUAACCAAGGACCGCGAUGCCUUCUGGAUGUCAAAUGCCGAGUACCAAGAGCAAGGUCUAAAUGUGCUCAAAAAGCUGAGUGCUCGGACGAGCAAUUGAAGUGAUGCAGAUUGAGAUUGAAAGGGUUUAAUCGAGAGAAAGCGAACCGAAGAGAACAAAACUGCGAACUAUAGGAGCGAGGGGAGCUAAACGUGCAUAUAAGAAUGUUUUAUCCAAAAUUUUGGGCAUCUCCAAAUGUCACAUUGUAUUUUUUUAAGAACAAAGAUCUUUGAUCUUUUGCAUGAGUAUUCCAUCUGGGCAUCUCCAAAUGGCACAUAGUAGUUUUUUAAGAACAAAGAUCUUGAUCUUUUGUAUGAAUAUCCCAUCUGUUUCAAUGCUGCGCCCCUUUUACGCUGAGCAAAUUGUGUAUUAUCGUGGAUCGCGGUGCUAGGUAUAACCAAAAGUAAUACUAAACGCGCAUAUUAGAAUGUUUUAUCUGAAAUUGUGGGCAUCUCCAAAUGGCACAUAAUAGUUUUUUGAGAACAAAAAUCUUUGAUCUUUUGCAUGAGUAUCCCAUCUGAUUCAAUGCUGCGCCCCCUUAUGCUGUGGAAAUUGGGUAUUAUCAUGGGUUGGCGUAUGAGAUGUUUCAAGCCGUGUUUAUAGUUUGCUACUCCCAUUAUACUUUUCUUUCUAUAAUUACGAUCGUCAAUGCGUUACACGGACGGAAGCUUUUGCUCUGCAUUAUUUUACUUUAUGUCACUAUGUUCGAGGCAAUUCGCGGUUCGUAUAAUAAGAGUUUGUAUUUUAUUUUUUCGUAUUUUUUAUAUCGAUCAAAACGUAUUAUUAUUCAAAUGUCACUGUCACGGGAUUUAACCAUGUGUUUAAUGUAGAGUUAUACAAAACUCAAGGCGCAAAUAGCAACAUAAUAGAAGGUGAAAGAUAAGGAUGCAAAUGAAUUAUGUACGACCAUGUAUUUAGUUAGAAAUUCCAAAGCGAAAGUAGAGAAACAAAUACGAAAUGUUACGAUGAAAAUAAAUUUAGA
This is a messenger RNA of Anopheles bellator, 2310 nucleotides long. It is a transcript of the gene Arp2, whose product is annotated as actin-related protein 2. Gene Ontology annotation, biological process: Arp2/3 complex-mediated actin nucleation. The transcript is spliced from 6 exons. The record is from RefSeq and is a predicted model, not a curated record. Gene Ontology annotation, molecular function: actin filament binding. NCBI's taxonomy places the organism in Eukaryota, Metazoa, Arthropoda, Insecta, Diptera, Culicidae. Gene Ontology annotation, cellular component: Arp2/3 protein complex; actin cortical patch. Bases 171 to 1388 code for a protein of 405 amino acids.